UGGAACCUCGCUUUCCCCAGGAAAAAUUGAACAUGCUGAAUGAGUGAAUAUGGGAGAACGCCUUCCCACAGGUUUCUUGCGGUCCAAGUUGGCCACCUACUCGCAGCUUGCUUUCUAGACCUUUUCGUAUUUUUUAACGCGUCGCCCUUGUGUUAAAGUAAGCUGCUGCUCCAGAGAUCUGGGAAACGCUCACCAUUAUUCAACAUUAAACAAAUAAGAAACUACAUUUCGUUCUUAAACAGUUCAAUAGGUGAUAGCUUCUAAAUUUUACUAGCAUCCUAAAGCUGUUGGGACUUCUACACUCUCGAUAUGGCAUUGGCUAGAAUAGCUAGGAGUGGCUUAAGAAGGUCAGGAGGUAGCAUCGGCGGUUACCAACUUCAGAAUUAUACGCUCUGCGAGGGAGUAUCCACAUAUAACUCCUUACCUUCUUUUGAAAAUGUAUCACCUCAUGGCAACGUAUCAUACUUACCCAACAUUAGGAUGGCAAGUUCCUUGGGGUAUUGGAGCAGAGGAGUAAGGACAACCCCACAUUUUCAAUUUCAAAAUGCAGAGAGAAUUGUGGAGGAGUCUGAAUCAGAAUAUGAGGAACAACCAAGGUAUGGAGGACUAGAAGCGACGAAGCCAGGUGAAAAGCCAAGGGUGGUUGUCCUUGGUACAGGAUGGGGUGCAUGCCGGUUCCUUAAAGGACUUGAUACCAAAAUUUAUGAUGUUGUUUGCAUAUCUCCAAGGAAUCACAUGGUCUUCACUCCUUUGCUUGCUUCAACUUGUGUUGGAACCCUGGAAUUUCGCUCUGUAGCUGAGCCAGUUAGUCGGAUACAGACUUCAUUGGGGACACAACCCAAUUCAUACUUUUAUCUGGCUUCCUGCACUGGCAUCGACACUGACAAACAUGAAGUUUACUGUGAGACUGUCAGCAAUGGAGGAUCAUCUCAUGAGCCUCACUACUUUAAAGUUGCAUAUGACAAACUUGUAAUUGCUGCUGGAGCUGAACCUUUAACUUUCGGCAUCAAGGGGGUGAAGGAAAACGCAUUUUUCCUUCGUGAAGUACAUCAUGCCCAACAAAUAAGGAGGAAGCUUCUCUUGAACCUCAUGCUUUCGCAAAAUCCAGGCAUAUCAGAAGAAGAGAAGAAUCGCCUUUUACACUGUGUUGUCAUUGGUGGUGGCCCAACAGGGGUAGAGUUUAGUGGUGAAUUGAGUGAUUUCAUCAUGAAAGAUGUCCAGGAGCAGUAUGCUCACGUCAAAAGUUAUAUCAAAGUUACCCUCAUUGAGGCAAAUGAAAUUUUAUCAUCCUUUGAUAUCAGCCUGCGGCAGUAUGCAACAAAUCACUUUUAUAAGUCUGGUGUUUGCCUCGUGAAAGGUGUUGUAAAAGAGGUGCAUCCCGAAAAGAUAGUUCUAAAUGAUGGGACUGUUGUUCCAUACGGCCUCCUGGUCUGGUCUACAGGUGUUGGUCCCUCUGAGUUUGUGAAAUCGCUAAAUCUUCCCAAGUCACCUGGUGGGAGAAUUGGUGUCGAUGAAUGGUUGAGAGUGCCAUCUGUGCAAGAUGUAUUUGCACUUGGAGAUUGUGCUGGUUUUCUGGAACAGACAGGGAGGCCAGUGCUUCCAGCUCUAGCACAGGUUGCUGAAAGGCAAGGCAAAUAUUUGAUGGAAUUAUUUAACAAGAUAGGAAAGCAAAAUGAGGGCAAGGCAUUGAGUGCGCAGAACAUUCCUCUGGGGGACCCUUUUGUGUACAAGCACCUUGGAAGCAUGGCAUCGGUUGGCCGCUACAAAGCCUUGGUGGAUCUACGCCAAUCAAAGGAUGCAAAAGGCAUAUCACUUGCAGGAUUUGUGAGCUGGUUUAUUUGGCGCUCUGCAUAUCUGACACGGGUUGUCAGUUGGAGGAACAGGUUUUAUGUUGCAGUUAACUGGGCAACAACUCUAGUUUUCGGCAGAGAUAACUCUAGGAUCGGAUAAGUUGAAACCAAGAUCUACAUGUCAUCUGAAAAUUGCUUUCCUUUGGGCACAUUAGUUAGCUCUUCAUAGCUUUAUUUUUGUAUAGGACAAUUAUAUACUUAUUGGUGGGUCUUGGAAAGUAAUUUUUUGUGUAAGCAAGGAUCUGGAACGGUUCUGAAUAAAGACUCCUUUCUUUAUAUUCCAAAAA
This is a messenger RNA of Mangifera indica (mango), 2137 nucleotides long. RefSeq names its product internal alternative NAD(P)H-ubiquinone oxidoreductase A1, mitochondrial-like. Bases 310 to 1950 code for a protein of 546 amino acids. The record is from RefSeq and is a predicted model, not a curated record. Gene Ontology annotation, molecular function: NADH dehydrogenase activity. NCBI's taxonomy places the organism in Eukaryota, Viridiplantae, Streptophyta, Magnoliopsida, Sapindales, Anacardiaceae. The transcript is spliced from 9 exons.